CUUUCUCGUCUCUGCCUUCCUCCACCCCCUGAGACAACGGAACAAGAAUCGCCAGUCAACCAGCACAAUUUGACAUCUGCCUCAAACCCCAUCAUUUCUAUCAUGGCUCCUCAACCGUCAUCCGAGUUGCCCUCAGAGUGUGCCCCACUAUUACCGCCGGGUGGCCCCUCUGAUUGUGACCAACCUACUGCCAGAGUCCCCAGCCUAGGAUCAGUCUCCCAGCAUUUUCUCCUGCCACUCAUCUUCGCCUCAGUGGUGGCGGCUGAUUUCGGCAAUUAUCUCUCUUAUGCCCCUCAGAUCUCCAUUUUCGAGUCCAUCAUUUGUCGCCGGUUCGGCGCAGACAGUCAUACCGUGGAAGUGAGAGGGGGAUGCAAGUCACCGGAGGUGCAAGCGGAACUAGCCCUUGUCAACGGGUGGAAAGACAUGUUUGACCAGCUACCAGGCAUCUUGUUGGCCCUGCCCUAUGGCAUCCUGGCCGACCGAGUUGGCCGGAAACCUGUCCUCUUGCUCAGUCUUACCGGCCUGUUGAUGGAGGAACUGGCCAUCCGGGUGGUAUGCUGGUGCAGUGCUGUUCUCCCGCUGCGGACUGUCUGGGUGACCCCGAUCUUUCAACUAGUGGGCGGGGGCCCUCAGCUAUCAACGGCCAUGGCCUACGCUAUGAUUACCGAUGUGGUGCCUGUUAGCAAACGUGCCUCUAUCUUUUUCCUCUUGGCUGCCGCAAUGCUGCUAGGAGAGAUUUUGGCUACCCCCCUCAGUGCCUUCUUGAUGUCCUGGAGCCCGUGGGUUCCUUCGCUGUUCGGUCUAGCCGCACAGUCAUUGGGUCUCCUUGGGACGACCCUGUUGCCCGAGACAAAUCCAGAGAAAACAGUAGACCAGGGAAGAGGGGAUGGUGAAGACAACGAACACGAGGAUACUGAUUAUUCCGGCCCGACCCAAUAUUCACUAGGUCGUCUCCUGAGGAGCAGGCUACGCAACCAGUGGAAUCAGGCCAGAGGUGUCACCAUCAAUGCAAGGAGCGUCAACCUAAUUUGCAUAGUAUGCUCCUUCCUUCUAUCCAGUAUUGGUCGCCAGGCAUUACAGUUGAUAAUCCAAUAUGCUUCGAGACGCUUCUCCUGGAGCAUUGCGGGGGCCAGCUACCUCAUCACAGUCAAGGGUCUCAUCAACCUCCUUACUCUCCUGGUUUUGUUGCCGAAACUGUCGGACUGGUUGCGUACACACCUGUCAUUUUCCCCGAUUCUCACCGACCUUCGGGUCGUGCAGUGGAGUGCAUGGAUCCUAACCCUAGGGAUGGCGCUGAUGGCCAUCGCAACCCAGCCGCCGCUGUUUGUAUUCGGGGUGUGUCUACUUGCAUUUGGUUGGGGGUAUUAUUCGGCACUUAGAAGCUUGGCUACAGCUCUGGUGCUGCCAUCUCAAGUUGGUGUUCUGAACACGGCCAUUGGUCUAGCACAGAGUAUCGGUUCAAUGGUCUCAGGGCCCAUCCUGGCGGGUGCGUUUAAACGCGGGGUGCACCAGGACGGCUUCUGGAUUGGACUACCUUAUCUCCUAGCUGCUGUUUUGUUUUUCUUUGCGAGCUGUCUGACUUCUGCCGUUCGCAUCAUGGACGAGGAACCAAGACUAUAAUUGGUAUUUAUGCUACAGGCGAUACUCAGGCCAGUACACUAUACCGUGCUACACCAUUCAUACCAAGUCCCCUAAAUUAGGUCUCCAGUCAAGUUAUACUGUAAUUUCGCAUUUUCCACGGAAAAGCCAUCAUCAAUCUCUUUUAGAUUCCUCG
This is a messenger RNA of Aspergillus costaricaensis CBS 115574, 1774 nucleotides long. RefSeq names its product MFS general substrate transporter. Gene Ontology annotation, cellular component: membrane. The coding region runs from base 103 to 1620 and encodes 505 amino acids. The record is from RefSeq and is a predicted model, not a curated record. The transcript has 2 exons. Gene Ontology annotation, molecular function: transmembrane transporter activity. Lineage: Eukaryota; Fungi; Ascomycota; Eurotiomycetes; Eurotiales; Aspergillaceae. Gene Ontology annotation, biological process: transmembrane transport.